AUGGCUGACUCAACUACAGCCCUGCCCGACGUAGAUCCUGUCGCGCUCGCCGAUUUUCACGAGACUCUCAAGAAGUCAAAGCGCAUCGUUGCCGUCAUCGGCGCAGGUCUUUCAGUAUCUUCAGGCCUAGCCACCUUCAGAGGGGUCAACGGACUGUGGAGGAAUCAGGACAUAACGCAGGUCGCUUCGCCCGCAGGCUUCCGUCACGACCCGGGCCUCGUCUGGCAAUUCUACACGUAUCGCCGGCACGACGCCCUUCGUGCCAAGCCGAACCCCGCUCACUAUGCCCUGGCCGAGCUCGCGCGGAAAUUACCUGGUUUCGUCGCGCUGACGCAGAAUGUCGAUAACCUGAGCCCUCGGGCUCGUCAUCCACCCAGCCAGCUGAAGGAGCUCCACGGCAACCUUUUCGCGUUGUCUUGCGUCGAUAUCAUCGGGUGCGGGUACACCAAGCACGACAACUUUGAGGAACCUCUAUCACCGGCACUCGAUCCCUCAAAAGACGAGGAGAGCACCAUCGGCAGCAUUGAUCCUGACAACAAGCCUCGUGCCAGCCCGGUUCUCUUGGCCGGUAUCGCCCGAAAACACGCGCAGAUCCUCGGGGACAAGUAUGAGGGGAACAAACCAACCACGCGGGAUCUGACCGCUUUGAAAGGCCCGGACGAACCGGCGCCCUCAAAUCCCAUCGCUGGUGUUCGGCUGUCAUCGGGAUUGGAGGAAAAGGACCUGCCACAAUGCCCCAAGUGCAAGAAGAGCAUCCUCCGCCCCGCCGUCGUCUGGUUCGGCGAGCCACUUCCGGUUGAGGUUGUCGAGGAGGCUCAGGCGCUUUUCGAUGAUCCCGAGCCCAUCGACCUCUUCCUAACGAUUGGGACUACCAGCAAGGUCUGGCCGGCUGCUGGGUAUGCCGAGAUGGCUCGCAAAAAGGGUGCGAGAGUUGCGGUCAUCAACACGCGAGCUGAGGACGCUAGACAUAUUCGGCCGGAUAAGGACUGGGUGUUUGUAGGGGAUGCGGCAGUUGUCCUGCCAGAGUUACUGAAGCCAGUUAUUUAUGUAGAGAUUAUAUCCAUAGAGCGUCCAUGCCAGCGCAUGUAA
Colletotrichum phormii is the source of this 1089-nucleotide messenger RNA. Its product is annotated as DHS-like NAD/FAD-binding domain-containing protein. Gene Ontology annotation, molecular function: NAD+ binding; histone deacetylase activity, NAD-dependent. The transcript is spliced from 2 exons. Gene Ontology annotation, cellular component: nucleus. The coding region runs from base 1 to 1089 and encodes 362 amino acids. The record is from RefSeq and is a predicted model, not a curated record. NCBI's taxonomy places the organism in Eukaryota, Fungi, Ascomycota, Sordariomycetes, Glomerellales, Glomerellaceae.